This is a messenger RNA of Entrophospora candida, 990 nucleotides long. NCBI's taxonomy places the organism in Eukaryota, Fungi, Glomeromycota, Glomeromycetes, Entrophosporales, Entrophosporaceae. The record is from the annotation of a GenBank genome assembly.
AUGCCUGCUGCCGGUAAUUUAGCAUUGAAUUUUUUAAUAGGUUUUUUGGUGUCGGUAAUGGCGUCAAUUAUGAAUGCUGCUGGUUUAAAUUUACUUAAACUGGAUCAUGUUAGAAACACAAAUAAACCAUCAGAGCAUCAAAGAAAUGAAUGCGGAAGACCAUUAUGGCAUCUUGGUUUAUAUUUAUACAUUUCUAGUCAACUUAUAGGCAGUACAAUUGCUCUUAAUUUCCUUAGGGCUCAAUGGGUUGCGCCACUUGGAUCUAUUUCAUUGAUUUUUAACUUUAUAUUUGCGAGAACAUUAAUUGGAACGCGUAUCACAAAACAGGAUAUUACAGGAACAUUUGUUGUAAUAAUUAGCGUUAUAUGGAUUGUUGUUUUUGGUGGAAUGAAUACUGGACAAGGCGAUGAAUAUUUAACACUUGAAAAACUUAAAUCACUUAUGAUGAGGCCUCUUUUUAUUGUCUAUUUUUCGUUCCUCAAUUUUAUAACCUUUUCACUAUUUGGAAUUGCAAUUUAUAUUUAUUGGAUAAUUAUUGAUGAAGAUAGAAAAAGACGUGAUAGCUAUUUCAGAACAAUUGAAACUAAUAGAUUAACGAAAACUGUUGGAAUGAUAAUGUCAGGUGUUGGCGGACUUCUUGCAAGUCAAACUUUACUUUUAGCAAAAAGCGGCGUAAAACUUUUUUAUAUUUCAGUUACAGAGAAAAAUCAAUUUACAGAUAGUCUUAGUUUAUUUAUCCUGAUAAGUUUAGGGGUCACAGCCAUACUACAAGUGUAUUGUCUUAAUACAGCAUUGAAAUUACAUGAUUCGGUUUUAGUUGUACCAAUGUUUUAUGGAUUUUAUACAACAAUGGGACUAUUGAAUUCAAUGAUCUACUUGGAUGAAUUGUCAUCGUAUCCAUUCUGGGCUUUACUAUUAGUAACUAUAGGUAUUGCAACCUUGAUUUAUGGUGUCUUGUUAUUAAGUAAAUCAAAAGAGGAACCUAGAUAG